Molecule: messenger RNA, 315 nt
Organism: Protopolystoma xenopodis
Lineage: Eukaryota; Metazoa; Platyhelminthes; Monogenea; Polystomatidea; Polystomatidae
Source: the annotation of a GenBank genome assembly
AUGCCUUCUUCUUUCACAGAACCGCUGCCCAUCGAGUUGGGCAUCCAUGGCAUGCUCGAGUAUCUGGUGGAAAACGCAGCUCAUGAGCAUUGUGUAGUCGGCGCCCUCAAAUGGUUCGCCGAUAAUGUGUGCUGCGACUUCAACCGCCCUCCAGCGGUUCUAGCAUUGCAUGUGUAUCAUGCUUUGGCACUGCACGCCGAAAGCCCCGAUCUCGUAAUUGCCUGCCUGCGCAUCCUCGGCCAUGCAACUAUGACCAAUCAGAUCGCCAUAAGUUUGGGUACUGACAAAGAAGUGAGUAAUUCGGCCGGACGCAAU